AUGGAUCAAGAAAGUCAACACAAAGGAAUACAGUUACCUGCUCUUCUGAUUACUGGGAAGAUCUUGUGUGUGAAGAAAAGGAAAAACAGUAUACAAAGUUCUGAAUCAAUAGAAAAACAACCGUCCACUAAUGCUAUGUACAGAAUAGACAUCUUAGUGAAGGAGAAACAUGGAGACCCAUAUAUGGUUCCUAAUACAGCUUUUGAUGUUGGAAUGCUGGAUCUGAACAAUCCACAGACAAAAAGUUGGUUCAAACAGAUUUUGCAAGAAAAGGUGGUUGAUUUUAGUGAAGGCCUGCCAUUUGACGCUUGCCUUUAUUCAGGUGAAGAUCCAAUUACGGCCCAUAAUAGAUACCCAGAGCUACGGGCAAAAAUAAACUGGGAAUUUGUAGAAGAAUGGAAAAGUAGUCUUGUGGGUAAGGAGAAGGAAGAUCCGAAGAGGCCCUGGUUUUCUUCAUGA
Messenger RNA from Fraxinus pennsylvanica, 459 nucleotides. The record is from the annotation of a GenBank genome assembly. Lineage: Eukaryota; Viridiplantae; Streptophyta; Magnoliopsida; Lamiales; Oleaceae.